Pezoporus occidentalis (night parrot) is the source of this 1635-nucleotide messenger RNA. RefSeq names its product integrin subunit beta 3 binding protein (gene ITGB3BP). Gene Ontology annotation, cellular component: nucleoplasm. Gene Ontology annotation, biological process: regulation of DNA-templated transcription; CENP-A containing chromatin assembly. The record is from RefSeq and is a predicted model, not a curated record. Bases 1 to 900 code for a protein of 299 amino acids. Lineage: Eukaryota; Metazoa; Chordata; Aves; Psittaciformes; Psittacidae. The transcript is spliced from 10 exons.
AUGGCCACAGGAACCAUCCCGCCCUCCGGUCCCCCUCCAUCCUGCCCUGAGGGGACGCGUUGGCCGCCCCUCACCUCCCGCCCAAGCUGCGCUCGCACCAACCUUCCCGAGGGGAGGAAGCCACCACCGGCCUGGCUCCUACCGCUGCACAGCACCGGGGCGGCGGGGCCCGAGGAGCCACCCCUCCGCCCCGCGGGCCUGCUCGGCUCGGCUCCCGCCCCGCCCCUCAGCGCCGUUUCCAGCCGGAGGCCUUUGGCCGGUGCACGGCGGCAGCGGCGGGAGAUCCGCAACGGCGGCGGGAGCGGCUCCAGGCGAGGCGAUGUCCGACAUGAUGCAACACCUUUGGAGACCAAAUUGAAAAAUCUAAAUGCUUACUCACCAACAACAGGAACACGUGAAAUGAGCCCAUUCUCAUCUCCUAUGAGUCAUGAUGCACAAACUAUCAAGAAGCACCUAUCAAAUGGAAAUAGAACGGAGCAGAAUGGUUCAGCAAGCAGAUUACCCAGAAGAGGGCAGCCUCAAACAGAGAAGGAUGUGUUCAUGGAGUUGCAGUGCAAAGUGAAAAGUUCCCUGGACAGAAUCCUGAAAAUAAGAGGAAAUCUGACAAGCCUCCAGGCUUUAGAGGGCAGUAGAGAGCUUGAAAAUGUUGGUGUCUCAGUCUCAUCUGGCAACUUGAGGGAUGAAGUGCGGAAAACCCAAGAGCUAAUGAGUCAAGCAGAAGAACUGCAGCUGCUGAAAAGAGACCAUGGAAAACUUCUCGCCCAAAGGAAGGAAUGUCAUUGUGCCCUUUCUGGUCUUGUGAACUGGCUAAGCAGAAAUAUAUUAAGUGAACUGAAUGAAUUCACAGGAUGCGUUCAGACCACCAGUAGCUCCGCGUUCCUGAAGUCUCUCCUUGACUGAGAUAAACUGACAGCGGUUCCUUACAACAUCUGAAAUGUGGCUGCAGUGACCAUCUGUUGCUCUGCUUUGCCUUAGGCUGUCUGUGCCUCUGUCUGUCCUUUCUUACGCAGUUCUGGCCGCAGGACAGCCAUGUAAUGCUGAGCAGAUCACAUGAAUGAUGCUGCUGCUGCCUAAUUGCUAUUUAUUUUAGUCAUUCCUCCUCUCCACACAGGCAUUAUGUGAAAAAUGCAUUCCACAGCAACCCAAAGUUCUACAUCUGUGUGGCUGUACUUAAAAGGAGAGAAGAAAUGAGUGUAAACCAAUCUCCCCAGCAAAUACCAGUUUGGGAUUGCUCCCUGUGAUGGGCAGGUGCACAUCUAGAUACAAUUUCUGGCAUCUAUUUAAACUGAACAAUGUGCACAACCAGAUGAUCCCAAUGUAAAUAAUACAUCCUGGUUGGUUUAUGCAAGCAGGAGUGCAAAAUGCUCAUUUAGCUUGGCUGCUGCAUGGAAAAUGUAUGUUCUUAUGGCAAAUAGAGAUUUAUGCUGCCUUGGUUUUACAGCAAAUAAACCAAUCCCCCACCUCUAACCCUCCCUACAAGAACCAGGCAAGAAGAAACUCUGGUCAGAGAUGACCUUUGCAUCCCAGGCCUUCUGUGGGAAAUGACUGCUUCCUGCCCUGCUCCUGUCAUCACGCCACCAGCCCCACAAAAGCCAGUUAACUGUGACUGAAAUAAAUGCAUCCAGCUUUGCAACA